AUGGGGACAUUACUAGACUUACCAGACGAGGUGCUCUUCUUCAUCUACCGCAGCCUCGGGACCCAGACGCUCAAGUCGUUGCUUCUAUUCCAACAGCUCCAACGGUCGGUUUACUGCUACUUGUACGAGAAUUCCAAGUACGUGCUCCAGUAUGACCGAUUCGGACAUCAGAGGGGGUUGAACCUCUUACAAGCUCGCAAGUACCAACGGCACCUCCGACGUUUCAGACACCUACAAGUCAACAUAUGUUUGCGGGAGGGCGAGGAUGUCAAGAAGGUGGUAGGGGAGUACGGAGAAUUGUGGAGGGCUCACCCACCAGGACGGAUCCGUCGCCACAUCGACUUGUUGAUCCAUGUCCACUACACCCACUCGACGUUCAACAGCAUCAAGGACGCCAUGCUGAACAUCCGCGAGGUAUCGGAGUGCUUUGGCCGCAAUGAGGUCCGGGUGGACUUAGUUUUGACCAAGGACGAGUAG
This is a messenger RNA of Suhomyces tanzawaensis NRRL Y-17324, 477 nucleotides long. RefSeq lists its product as uncharacterized. The transcript has a single exon. The coding region runs from base 1 to 477 and encodes 158 amino acids. The record is from RefSeq and is a predicted model, not a curated record. Lineage: Eukaryota; Fungi; Ascomycota; Pichiomycetes; Serinales; Debaryomycetaceae.